Calypte anna (Anna's hummingbird) is the source of this 1561-nucleotide messenger RNA. RefSeq names its product solute carrier family 10 member 4 (gene SLC10A4). Gene Ontology annotation, cellular component: membrane. Bases 1 to 1113 code for a protein of 370 amino acids. Gene Ontology annotation, molecular function: bile acid:sodium symporter activity. NCBI's taxonomy places the organism in Eukaryota, Metazoa, Chordata, Aves, Apodiformes, Trochilidae. The transcript has 3 exons. Gene Ontology annotation, biological process: bile acid and bile salt transport. The record is from RefSeq and is a predicted model, not a curated record.
AUGGCCGGCUCGGCGCAGCCUCCGGUGGCGGCGGAGGACGGCGGCCCCGACGGCGGGUCGCUGGCUGGGGGCGGCGAGGCUUUCGGGGACCGCUCCCUCAGCCAGGGCUUGAGCGUGCUGGUGGGGCUGGCGCUCUGCGUGACCAUGCUGGGGCUGGGCUGCGCCGUGGAGCUGGGGCAGCUAGGCCAGCAGCUGCGCCGGCCCGUGGGGCUGCUGCUGGCGCUGCUAGGGCAGUUCGUGGCCAUGCCGCUGCUGGCCUUCCUCCUCGCCCUCAUCUUCGCCCUGGACGAGGUGGCGGCCGUGGCUGUGCUCAUCUGCGGCUGCUGUCCAGGGGGCAACCUCUCCAACCUCAUGUCGGUGCUCGUCGACGGGGAUAUGAACCUCAGCAUUAUCAUGACGGCCUCCUCUACACUGCUGGCCCUCUUCCUGAUGCCCCUCUGCCUCUGGGUCUACAGCCGUCACUGGAUCAACACGGCCCUGGUGCAGCUGCUGCCCCUGGGGGCGGUGAGCCUGACGCUGGGCAGCACCCUGCUGCCCAUCGGCCUGGGGGUGCUCAUCCGAUACCGGCACCCCCGUGCUGCAGACCUCCUGGUGAAGAUUUCCCUAUGGUCCCUCUUGGUGACUCUGGUGAUCCUGUUCAUCCUGACUGGGACCAUGCUGGGCCCAGAUCUGCUGGCACAUAUUCCUGCGUCUGUCUACACCAUUGCAGUGCUGAUGCCUCUAGCAGGGUAUGCCUUGGGAUAUGGCUUAGCCACGGUCUUUAAAAUGCCCCCACACUGCAGGAGAACGGUGUCUUUGGAAACAGGGUGCCAAAACGUCCAGCUCUGCACCGCCAUCCUAAAACUCACCUUCCCCCCAGAGCUGAUAGGGAGCAUGUACAUGUUUCCCUUGCUCUACGCGCUGUUUCAGUCAGCAGAAGCGGGACUCUUUGUGCUGGCGUACAAGAUGUACGGGAGAGACCGCUAUAAGCAAGAUACGCUCGGUGAGGAGGAAGACACGGAUAUUUCCUACAAGAAACUGAAGGAAGAGGAGGUGCCUGAUACUUCGUAUGGCACAGUGACCGUGGAGGAGCACAACUCCAUUCAGAUGGAGCCGACUCAGACAGCACUUUAGGCAAGAAAAGGAGGAGACACUGAGGGUUGUGUGAUGUGCUUGCCACCAGGCUAGGGCCACACUCACCUCUGCGCAAGUGGAGCUGCCCAGCCUCCCAUCAUUUCUCCAGCUGCUUCCAUUGUACAAGGUGAUGUGUGUUUAUUACUGUGACACUCGUAUUUCCUCAAAAAUACAUAUGAAAGAAAUUUUAAAAAGCAGGGAGGAAGUAUCAUUGCAACACAAGCCAGUAACCCUACAUCUUCAUGCGAGGAGGCUCCUGCCCACCGGAGUGCAGCAGGAAUGGGUACCGGGAGGCAGAGCAGCAUUUUGCAGAGGCAAAGCCAAUGCUGCGCUGCGCUAGUGCAGACCCACGGGCAGACAAACCAUCUUUCUCGCGCAUUAUCUCCGUGCCUCCCACCCGCUGUAAAGGCAUUGUGCUUGUUGUUUUCACCACAAAUACAUGGCAAAG